Messenger RNA from Lolium perenne, 1474 nucleotides. Lineage: Eukaryota; Viridiplantae; Streptophyta; Magnoliopsida; Poales; Poaceae. The record is from RefSeq and is a predicted model, not a curated record.
GGCGAAGUGGAUGAGUACACUCGAGGUGGUGGCGGUGCGCCGCGCGCCAGCCACGAGUGCGAGGAGUGUGGCGCGGGGUUUAAGAAGCCAGCGCAUCUGAAGCAGCAUAUGCAGAGCCAUUCGCCCGAGGCUAUUUCAAUGUGUGAAGCAUUGGAUCCCAAAGAACUCCAAAAUGCAAGAGGGCCUUGAAUGGACUAGUACUGGGAUGGGGAGACCCUCCUGGGAAGCUCCAUCAGGAAUGCCUCUUUCACGCCCUUCUUACAGACUAUAUGUAAGAAAUGAAUGUGUGAAGCAUUGGAUCCCAAAGAACUCCAAAAUGGCAGAAGGCCUUGAAUGGACUAGUAUCAGGAAGGGGUGACCCUCCUGAGAAGCUCCAUCAAGAAUGCCUUGUUCACGCGCUUCUUCAGAGACCCUUUGCCUGCCAUGUGGAUGGUUGCCCUUUGAGCUAUAGCAGGAAGGACCAUUUGAACCGCCAUCUACUUACCCAUCAAGGAAAACUAUUUAUAUGCCCUAUGGAAGGAUGCAAUCGCAAGUUCAGUACCAAGGGUAAUAUGCAGAGACAUGUUCAGGAAAUUCACGAGGAUAGCUUUCAGUGUGGAAGCAAGAAAGAGUUCAUCUGUCCAGAGGAUGACUGUGGGAAGACUUUCAAAUAUGCUUCCAAGUUACAGAAACAUGAGGAAUCACAUGUCAAGUUGGAUUACUCUGAAGUUAUCUGUUGUGAACCUGGCUGCAUGAAGACCUUCACUAAUGUGGAAUGCCUCAAGGCCCAUAACCAAUCAUGUCAUCGGUAUGUUCAGUGUGAUGUCUGUGGCACCAAACAGCUGAAGAAGAACUUCAAGCGUCAUCAGCGAAUGCAUGAAGGUUCACGUGUCACUGAGAGGAUUAAAUGCCUCUUCGAUGACUGCAAGUGCUCAUUUUCAAAGAAAUCCAAUUUGGACAAGCAUAUUAAGGCAGUUCAUGAGCAGAGCAGACCCUUCAUCUGUGGAUUCUCUGGGUGUGGCAAGAGGUUUUCGUACAAGCAUGUAAGGGACAAUCAUGAGAAAUCUAGUGUUCAUGUGCACGUUGAGGGAGAUUUUGUGGAGGCUGAUGAGCAACUACGACCGCAUCCAGGUGGGCGCAAGAGGAAGCCCAUUUCUGUUGAGACCUUGAUGCGGAAGAGGGUAGCUGCUCCUGGUGAUGCGUCUGCCUACGAUGAUGGAACUGCGUAUCUGAGAUGGCUUCAAUUAGGUUGAUUUGUCCUGAACUGGAAGGGAUGAGAAAGAUGUUGUGUUUUUUGAGAGGGCUUCUAUACUACUGCUAUUGUUCGUGUAUGUAUGUAUAGCUGAAGUAAAAAAAGCUAGGCAAAAACAGUAUGUUAGUUGUAAGAUUUUUGGAUAGCAAUUGGCAGGUAAGUCCUUUCUGUUAUUCAAUCGACCCUCCACUUGUAUAUGAAAUAGUACGGAGUAUGAAUUAAUGAAGAUGCCAUUUUCGCUGA